Cryptomeria japonica (Japanese cedar) is the source of this 1402-nucleotide messenger RNA. RefSeq names its product disease resistance protein Roq1-like. The transcript is spliced from 2 exons. Lineage: Eukaryota; Viridiplantae; Streptophyta; Pinopsida; Cupressales; Cupressaceae. The record is from RefSeq and is a predicted model, not a curated record. The coding region runs from base 9 to 1124 and encodes 371 amino acids. Gene Ontology annotation, biological process: defense response. Gene Ontology annotation, molecular function: ADP binding.
UUGUUGAUAUGUUCAGUGACGAGGGGAUGCUGGUCAAGAAUAUUGUUAUUCGUGUCUUGAAAGUAGUAAAAAUUGUACCAUUUGUAGUUGCUAAACAUCCAGUUGGUCUAGAUGAAGCUGUCAAGGAUUUUGAAAGAACAACACUUCAGUCUGCAGAAAACCAUUACACUGUGCAAAUCGUGGGAAUUUGGGGCAUGGGUGGCUCUGGCAAAACCACUCUUGCUAAGCAGAUAUAUAAUAAUAAGUAUAAAAAUAUGGAAAAGUCCAGUUUUUUAUUAGAUAUUAGAGAUGCUGAUUCUAAAAGUGCAUUACAUAAGAAACAGCAAAAACUCCUAGAGGAUCUCGGUCUUCAAGGUGUAUCAGUUGAAAAUAUAGAAGAAGGGAAGGGUAUUCUUGCCUCUCGCAUGAGAUCUGUUCGGGUGCUUCUUGUUCUAGAUGAUGUGGAUAGUGUAGAUCAAUUGGAUGCUCUAGUACCUGAAAAAGAUAAUCUAGGAUCAGAUAGUUUGAUUGUAGUCACUACAAGAAAACUUGAAGUACUUCAAUGUUGGGGCAUCUCGUCUAUAUAUAAAAUGAAAUCAAUAGAUCCACUUCAUGCCAAGCAACUUUUUUGUUGGCAUGCUUUCUUAAAACCAUGUCCACUCAAUGGAUUUGAGAAGCUUGUAGAAAAAUUCAUAAAUGUUUGUCAGGGCUUACCAUUGUCUCUCAAAGUAUAUGGAGGACAGUUAUAUGGCAAAUUCAACAAAGAUUAUUGGGAGAAUCAAUUACAAAAGAUCGUUAGAAUACUGCCUGAUGAUAUUAAAAAUAGGCUAAAAAUAAGCUAUGAUGCUUUAGACCAUGAAGAGAAAGAAGCAUUUUUGGAUGUAGCUUGUUUCUUCAUUGGAGAGGAAAAAACUUCAGCCAUUGCAGCAUGGGAUGGAUCAACUGGGAGUGGGUUGUGUAGUUGGGAAAGUCUGUUGAAUAAGUGUCUUGUUGAAGUUGAUGAUGGUGAUCGUAUAAGAAUGCAUGAUCACUUAAGAGAUUUGGGAAGAGAAAUAUCAAAUCGUCAGUCACCCUACAGACUUUGGUCUCCCAACCAGAUUUUAAUGUUGACAAUGAAAUGCAGGGAAUUGCCAUUCGAGCAAUAAAGGCUACAAGAGCAGAAUCAACAAGCGAGGUUGAGGAGAUUCUUCGAUGUUCCCAGGGUGGAGAGGUCAUAGUUAACACGAGCAGAGGAUUUCGUAGCCUGCCAUCCUCUUCGUUGGGAUUAAAACUUCUUCAAGUUAGAGGAAAUUAUUAUAUUCAAGUGAUUGGUGAUCUAUCAAGGGAGCUGGUAUGGCUUCGCUGCUUUGACAUCAAGCAGAGAAAUCUUUGGCUUUUGAAUUCAUUGGAAAAUUUGAGGGUUUUAGAAAUCUACGAAAGGUUG